UGUUAAAUUAUAAACGUUCGACUCGGCUGGAUGAUUAUAGAAUUUGAAAACGAAUCUUUGUGUGAAUCGCCUAUUGUGCCCGGGGACCACGUUAUCAGGCUACAGGGAUAUUCCUACCUUCGCUGACAACGGGUGACAUAACCUAACCUAUGCACCUACGCACAGUCAUGUAUUAAUAUCUCUACUGCUUUGUAAAUAAAUGAAUACAGCAAGCAGGUUGUUACGGAAAAUUCACAGAACGAGUCCUGAGAUCUCUUGUAAACUCUUCCGUCGUGAAGCUAAGCCAAGUGGAGCAAUCGUUUGAAAAGAAAGCGCGUGCGUCACCAGUGGCGUUCAUUAAUUCUUUCCAUGUAAGGAGAAAGUUACUAGCUCCUGACCAAUCAAAAUCACAUCUCCUUCGAGCAGGUGUCUCUAUUGGUGUCGGCGCUGGGGAUUUUCUCCGUACGCGGAAAACAUUAAUGGAGAGCAGAGAGUUGUAACUAUGACGUUAUUCCACUUUCAACUCCUCAUAUGUCCGGAGUAGCGGUGAAGCCAGUAUUCCUAAGAAAUUUUCGCAAAGGUACAACGAUAUCUCAGAUAUUCGUGUCGACUUACUCGUAUUUGAUGAGAAUCAUGGAAAAUUCGCCCACACAACAAAAAUUCAAUCAAGCUCCGAUAGACACAUACAUGGAAAGGUAUUACAAUUCCACCAGUAGUUGCGAGAUGUUAACUUUUGCAACAGAAAAUGUAGCGUGUCAAAGCAAUUCCCAGGGAGACGAUCUUGGAACGAACACGUGUGUCGAAUCGCCGAUAUUUUUGAAAGAUAAGUAUCUGGCGGACAGACAAAGGUACAAAGGGAUGAGACAAUGGAAACGUAUUAAGAAAGAGAAGCUGGCCUCUAAUUCCGAAGAUUACUUUAUUCUAAGGCUACUCUCCUUUAACAUUCUGGCCCAGUAUCUUUUGGAAACUUAUCCAUUUCUGUAUAAAGAACACGACAAACGGGCGCUACCUUGGGAGAUUAGAAAACAGUUUCUCUUACAAGAAAUUUUAGAAGCACAAGCUAAUGUGAUAUGUCUCCAAGAGAUGCAAGAAGAGCAUUUGCAGGAGUUUUUGGUACCGUUCAGAGAACUGGGUUACAAAUAUUUAUAUAAGAAGAGAACGAAUGACAAAAAAGAUGGUUUGCUCUUUCUUUAUCGGUCCGAUCAAUUAGUUCUUAUCGAAUAUACAAAGGUUGAGCUCUACCAGUCAGGUAUAGAGCUUCUGAGUAGAGACAAUGUUGGAAUUAUCGUAAAAUUAGCAGUCAAGGAGAGUCCGCAGACACAGUUAGUGAUUGCCACGACACAUUUACUUUACAAUCCUAAACGAAACGAUGUGCGACUGGGGCAAACGCAACUACUUCUAGCGGAAAUUGAAAGGAUUGCUUUUUUGGAAAACACAAUGACGGGUGCCAAAUAUCUGCCAAUUAUACUGGCAGGAGAUUUUAAUUUAGAACCAUAUUCCGGAGUUUACAAAUUCAUUACGGAGGGAGCCUUUGAAUAUCAAGGAAAAGGAAGGAACCUCGAGCAGACAGAGUUUCGGUCUCUUUCGAAUUCCUUAAUUCCGCCUCGUCUUUUCGUUACGGACAACUGUCAACAUUUGAAUAUUUUGAAGAAAAGAUUACGCGGAGAAGGAACUGGUAAAGUAAUGUUAGAAAAUAGCGAGAACCUCGUAAUGGAAGGCAAUGCAUCGGACAAUGCUUCGUCGAUAAAUAGCGAUGUGAAUGCGGAUACGACUGAUCUUCAAAUAAUAGAGAUUGUACGUGGCUAUCGUGCACUGUUCAGUUCUGGCACCCUUACACAUCCGUUCCAUCUCCGUAGCGUGUACAAACACGAGAAACGUCAAGGGGAACGAGAAGCUACGACUAAUCAGGGAGCGUGGAUUACAGUUGACUAUAUUUUUUACAGCAAUUUAGAACCUCUCGAGAAGUAUAGAUUACCGACGGCGGAAGAGUGCACCGCUUUGCCUACCAUACCCAAUUUUGUUGUCGGAAGUGAUCAUUUUUGUUUAGGUGCUACGUUCAGAAUACACAAAGCGAAACUCUAGAAGAGUUAAUAUUAACGAUUUGUAACACGAUAAAAGAUCUGCGUAAACCUUGUAUAAAAAAAAUGAAAACCUGGACUAAAUGUACGAAUAUUAGAGUUAAUACAAAAGUAAAAAGAGGUAUUUUGUCUUAAAACAAGCAAAUGUUAUUUUGAUUAAUUUUAAAUUAUUUUGUGUCUCUUUUCCUUGGUAAAUAUAUACAAUUGUUAUAUGUAGAUUAAAGACAUUAAAAAGUGUAUUUUAUUUUAAAACGA
Hylaeus volcanicus is the source of this 2312-nucleotide messenger RNA. RefSeq names its product protein angel (gene angel). NCBI's taxonomy places the organism in Eukaryota, Metazoa, Arthropoda, Insecta, Hymenoptera, Colletidae. Bases 511 to 2061 code for a protein of 516 amino acids. Gene Ontology annotation, molecular function: 3'-5'-RNA exonuclease activity. The record is from RefSeq and is a predicted model, not a curated record. The transcript is spliced from 7 exons.